Messenger RNA from Emys orbicularis (European pond turtle), 3429 nucleotides. It is a transcript of the gene ZFPM2, whose product is annotated as zinc finger protein, FOG family member 2. The record is from RefSeq and is a predicted model, not a curated record. Lineage: Eukaryota; Metazoa; Chordata; Testudines; Emydidae. The coding region runs from base 1 to 3429 and encodes 1142 amino acids. Gene Ontology annotation, biological process: negative regulation of transcription by RNA polymerase II; cell differentiation; heart development. Gene Ontology annotation, molecular function: RNA polymerase II-specific DNA-binding transcription factor binding. Gene Ontology annotation, cellular component: nucleus. The transcript has 8 exons.
AUGUCUUUACCAGGGCCCCUUGAGGAUGCCAUUGAGGAUGAAGAGGAAGAGUGCCUGUCUGAAGAAAAUGACAUUAUCUCAAAAGAAGACUUUCCACUGGAGGAAAGCUUUUCUGCAGAGUUUGAGCCUGAGAAUUUGAGUUGUGAAGAAGUGGAAUACUUUUGUAAUAAAGGUGAUGAAGAGGGCAGCCAGGAAACAGCAGAAUCAGAUGGUGAUGCACAAUCAGAGAAACCAGGACAACUCAUUGUGGAGACAGAUGACUGGGAUGGGCCAGGAGAGUUGGAGAUGUUCCAGAAGGAUGGGGAGCGCAAGAUUCAGAGUCGGCAGCAGCUUCCGGUUGGAACAACAUGGGGCCCUUUUGCUGGGAAGAUGGGUCUGAAUAAUAACACCUUGAAGACAAAGGCUCCAGUCCCUAUGGUGCUGACUGCUGGUCCCAAGUGGUUGCUGGAUGUGACUUGGCAAGGAGUAGAAGACAACAAAAACAACUGCAUCGUGUACAGCAAAGGUGGCCAACUUUGGUGUACUACAACUAAGACCAUCUCUGAGGGUGAAGAGCUAAUUGCCUUUGUUGUGGAUUUUGACUCAAGGCUACAAGCUGCCAGUCAGAUGACUCUUACAGAAGGGAUGUAUCCUGCACGUCUGCUGGACUCAAUACAACUGCUCCCUCAACAAGCUGCUAUGGCAUCUAUUUUGCCUACAGCUAUUGUCAACAAAGAUAUAUUCCCUUGCAAAUCCUGUGGCAUUUGGUAUCGAAGUGAGCGGAAUUUGCAGGCCCAUCUCAUGUACUACUGCAGUGGGAGGCAAAGAGAGGGAGCUCAGCUGUCAGAGGAGAAUGAAGAUAGUGCUCAUCAGAUAUCCAGUGUCUGCCCCUUUCCACAGUGCACCAAAAGUUUUUCUAAUGCAAGAGCUCUGGAAAUGCACCUAAAUUCUCACAGUGGAGUGAAAAUGGAAGAAUUUCUCCCGCCUGGUGCUAGUCUGAAAUGCACAGUUUGUAACUACACUGCAGACUCGGUGAUUAACUUUCAUCAGCACCUGUUUUCACAUCUCACUCAAGCUGCCUUUAGAUGCAAUCACUGCCAUUUUGGCUUCCAAACUCAGAGGGAGCUACUGCAGCACCAAGAGCUACAUGUCUCUGGCAACAAGCUGCAGAGAGAAAGUGACAUUGAGCACUCUCCAGGUGGUACUGAUGAAGCUUUACAGCCAGCAACAGACCUUUUGAACAGAAAUGAAGUUCCCCAGAGCCAAAAGACCAUGCAGACUAAGGAUGCAAGUUCGGACACUGAGCUUGACAAAUGUGAAAAAAAGACUCCACUUUUCCUUCCAGCCCAGAGGCCAGAAACACAGCCUGCAACAAAUAAACAAAGUUUUUCAUACACUAAAAUAAAAUCUGAACCAUCUAGCCCAAGACUUGCCUCCUCCCCAGUUCAACCUAAUAUUGGCCCUUCUUUUCCUAUGGGACCUUUUCUCUCUCAGUUUGCUUUUCCCCAGGACAUCACAGUGGUUCCUCAGGCUUCAGAGAUCUUAGCCAAAAUGUCUGAACUGGUCCAUCGAAGACUGAGGCAUGGCAGUAGCAGUUAUCCUCCUGUAAUUUACAGUCCAUUGAUGCCAAAAGGGGCUACUUGCUUUGAGUGUAACAUAACAUUCAACAAUUUGGACAACUACUUGGUACAUAAAAAGCAUUACUGCAGCAGCCGAUGGCAGCAGAUGGCAAAGUCACCAGAUUUUUCCAGCAUUUCUGAAAAAAUACCUGAGGCUGUAAGUCCCAAUAAUGGCCAAAGUUCUAUAAACAUUCUGAAUACUGCUCCUCACACUUCCGAUGCAGAGAAUCAACUUCUUCAGACGUCUUGCAUUAACUCCUCUACUGUCUUAGAUUUGAUUGGGCCAAACAGUAAAGGUCAUGAAAAAGACUUUUCGGCACAGACUAAGAAGCUUUCAGCUGCAACCAGCAAUGAUGAGAAAAUGAAUGGAAAACCUGCUGAUGUGAAGAACCCCAAUGCUCCUUUAGUAGAAGGAGAAAGUGAUCCCAACAAAACCACAUGUGAAGCUUGCAAUAUUACUUUCAGCAGACAUGAAACAUACAUGGUCCACAAACAGUAUUAUUGUGCCACACGCCAUGAUCCUCCACUGAAGAGAUCUGCUUCCAGCAAAGUGCCUGCUAUGCAGAGAACAAUGCGUACACGUAAACGAAGGAAGAUGUAUGAGAUGUGCCUACCAGAGCAGGAGCAAAGGCCACAGCUGGUUCAACAACGGUUUCUUGAAGUGGCUAAUCUUGGCAACCCUUGCACAUCCACUCAAGAAUCAACAGAAGGUCUUGGAGAAUGUUACCAUCCUCGGUGUGAUAUCUUUCCAGGAAUAGUCUCAAAGCAUCUAGAAACUUCGUUGUCCAUUAACAAAUGUAUUCCAGUUUCAAAGUGUGACACUCCACACUCCACAGUUUCUUGCUUGGAGAUGGAUGUACCCAUAGAUCUCAGCAAAAAAUGUUUAUCACAGUCAGACAGGACAUCCACCUCUCCAAAAAGGCUGCUAGACUACCAUGAGUGCACAGUUUGCAAGAUCAGUUUUAACAAGGUAGAGAACUAUCUUGCCCAUAAGCAAAAUUUUUGCCCUGUCACUGCACAUCAGCGUAAUGACAUGGGACAGCUUGAGAGCAAAGUAUUUCAAAACCCAGAAAGUGAACGAAACAGCCCUGAUGUCAGUUAUGAAAGAAGCAUAAUCAAAUGUGAGAAAAAUGGAAACUCGAAACAGUCUUCUCCCAAUGGAAACUUGUUUUCUACACACUUAGCAACUCUUCAAGGACUUAAAGUCUUUAGUGAAGCAGCCCAGCUUAUUGCUACAAAAGAAGAAAACAAACAUUUGUUUCUUCCACAAUGCCUUUACCCUGGAGCAAUAAAGAAAGCUAAAGGAGCAGAUCAGCUUUCUCCAUAUUAUGGAAUAAAGCCAAGUGAUUACAUUUCUGGUUCUCUUGUCAUUCAUAACACUGAUUUAGAUCAAAGCACAAAUACAGAAGGUGAAUCUCCUAAAGGCCAGAUACCUUCAAACGGGUGUGCUGUGCAGAAGAAAGAGUCUCUUCCAUUAUUGCCAAAAAACAGAGGCAUGGUAAUAGUUAAUGGUGGACUAAAACAGGAGGAAAGGCCUGCAACAAACCAACAACAAGAGAACAUUUCCCAGAAUCCUCAACAUGAAGAUGGGCACAAGUCUCCCUCUUGGAUUUCUGAGAAUCCUUUAGCUACAAACGAAAAUGUCUCUCCAGCUAUUCCUACAGCGGAGGAACAGUUGUCUAGUAUAGCAAAAGGUGUGAAUGGUUCCACCCAAGCCCCAACCAGUGGGAAAUAUUGCCGACUGUGUAACAUCCAGUUCAACAACCUUUCAAACUUUAUAACUCACAAGAAGUUUUAUUGCUCGUCACAUGCAGCGGAACAUGUCAAAUGA